Gossypium arboreum is the source of this 838-nucleotide messenger RNA. Its product is annotated as two-component response regulator ARR17-like. The coding region runs from base 259 to 747 and encodes 162 amino acids. The record is from RefSeq and is a predicted model, not a curated record. The transcript has 5 exons. NCBI's taxonomy places the organism in Eukaryota, Viridiplantae, Streptophyta, Magnoliopsida, Malvales, Malvaceae. Gene Ontology annotation, biological process: phosphorelay signal transduction system; cytokinin-activated signaling pathway.
UUAUCCUACAAAUUCCUUUUAAGGGGCUCCACUUUCUCUCCCUCCAAACACCACCCACCACCAACCUUCAAAUUCUUGUUGUUUUCUCUUUAAAUACAAUCUCUCAUUACAUUCAUACAUCUCUUGUGAGCUUGUUUAUUGGUCUGGUCACUCGAUGACCAAUUUUUAAUGCUAUACCAGCUUUUUUUUUUUACCCUUCAUGUUACACUAUAUAUAAUAGAGGGCUAAGGCAACUGUCUGCUUAUUUGGUGUUCAUUAAUGUUAUAUCAAAUUAUGGAUGGUGACUAUGGCGGCAGUUGCGGUGGCUGUUCUGAGGACAUGACGGUGGAGUUUGGUUAUGAACCCCAUGUUUUAGCGGUGGAUGAUAACCUCAUUGAUAGAACACUGGUGGAGAAAUUACUCAAGAACUCCUCCUGUAAAGUAACAACUGCAGAAAAUGGGCUGAGGGCAUUGGAAUUUUUGGGUUUGGGAAGUGACCAGAGGAAUUCCUUGGAGGGCACCGUCUCAAAGGUAAAUCUAGUAAUAACAGAUUAUUGCAUGCCUGGAAUGACAGGCUAUGAGCUGCUUAAGAAAAUUAAGGAGUCAUCAGUUCUGAAGGAAGUCCCUGUUGUAAUCAUGUCAUCUGAAAAUAUUCCAACUCGAAUUAACCAGUGCUUAGAAGAAGGUGCUCAAAUGUUCAUGCUGAAGCCUUUGAAACAGUCGGAUGUUAAGCAAUUGAAACGCCAUUUGAUGAAAUACAGAAGCUGAAAUUUACCCUUUUUUGAGGACAAACUUUAGCCAUUACCAAAAAAUGUAUGAGAAACAUUUAUUCUAAUAAAAAUUAUUUUUUCAGAUGCAA